UCUAUAAUGGUUGUCAAUUGUCAUGUUACAUGUAGUUAAGUAGUUCGGCCAUCAAUAUCUUCAAUUGCGAAUUACGUUUAUCUUGGACAUCCCCUUAAUUAAUAGGGUGAAGAUUUAAUUUGAAUUGUGAAUAAAACUAAAACAUCAACAUGGGUAAAGGUUUCAAUAAUUAUAUGUGCAAGAAAUUUUUCCACCCCGCUUCUAGGGAUAAUCUGAAAAGGGUGUGGAUGGCACAACAAAAAGCUGAAGCAUAUAAAAAAAAACAAGAAGAAUUAAGGCAGCAAUAUGAAAAAGAGCAAGAUCUCCAUGAUAAUAAGGCUAUGCUGAGCAAAGAGAGCAAGGAUAAACUCAGUAUCAAUUUCAUGUAUGAACCACCACCAGGCGCUAAAAAAGAACGGGAACGUGAAGAUAACGAACCGGAAUAUAAGUUUGAAUGGCAAAGGAAAUAUAAUGCACCUCGUGAGAGCUACUGCAAGGGAGAUCAAGAAAUUAGAGAUCAGCCUUUUGGCAUUCAAGUUCGCAAUGUACGAUGUAUUAAAUGUCACAAGUGGGGUCAUAUUAAUACAGACAAAGAAUGUCCAAUGUAUAGUCUUUCCAUGAGUGCUGCAAGGUCUUUAGAGAAUUCUGAGAUAAUGGAUCAAAAUACACUUGUGAAUCAAAUGUUGGAUGAAGGGUUGGCUUUGAAAAAGCAACAUGCCUCUUCUUUUGAGUCUUCUACACACAAGUUGAUUAUGAAUGGAGAAGAGAACUGGGAAGCAACUUUUCUAAAAUCAUUAACUUUCAAACAAAAAAAGGCCCUACUGAGGAAGUUGGAAAAAAUUGAGAAAAAGCUGACCAAGAAAAAGUCUAAAAAGCCUACAGAUAGUGAAGAAUCUGAAGAUGAAUAUCGUCAUAAGAGAAAACGGAGAGACAGUCAAUCAACUAAAAUGAAAAUGAACCGAAAAAAAUAUAGGGAUCAAUAAGAAAAUGGAAAAUGAAACAUGAUUAUCAAGAAAAAUUAAAAAAGCUAAAAAAAAUUAGAAAUCUUAAAGUAAAAUUUUGAGAACUUGCUGAAUUUUCCAUAAAAAAUCCAGAAAUACCAUUUGCUAUUUUUUCAAAUAUCUCUAGUCUUAGGAAAAUCCCAAUUGUACAUAUUUCAUUGUAUAUAAUAAAUAUUAUAAUUCAGAA
Harmonia axyridis is the source of this 1167-nucleotide messenger RNA. Its product is annotated as corepressor interacting with RBPJ 1. Bases 150 to 962 code for a protein of 270 amino acids. The record is from RefSeq and is a predicted model, not a curated record. The transcript is spliced from 3 exons. Gene Ontology annotation, biological process: negative regulation of DNA-templated transcription. NCBI's taxonomy places the organism in Eukaryota, Metazoa, Arthropoda, Insecta, Coleoptera, Coccinellidae. Gene Ontology annotation, molecular function: transcription corepressor activity. Gene Ontology annotation, cellular component: nucleus.